AUGGCGAUGCGGAGCAGUGCGCGUGUCAACACGCGCAAGCGGGCACGCGAGGAGGACACGUACAGCGAGGAAGAGGAACUAGAGCAGCUUGAAGAAGAUAGCCACUCUUCCGAUGCGUACGAGCCAGAGGACGGCGGCGAGUCAGAUGCAUCGCAGGCGUCAAUCCCGCCUGCCGACGACGACGGCGUGGUCGAGAUCGAGCAGGAGAACUUUACGCGGCUGAUCCAUGCCUUUACGAACGAUCCCAGCGAGAAGAAAGGCGCCAAAGGCCGAAACCCGACGUGGACUGCGUCGAUGGAGCAAGAAAUGGAGUCUUUUCACCACGAGCUACGCGGUGUGAAUGGAUACGCACGCAAGAGCAAACCGACGCAGGUCCGCGAGCAGGCGCUUUCUGCAGAGGUGAAAGCACUGCUGGCACAGGCAAAUAUGGCGUACGUCGAGGCUGACUUGCCGCGAGCGAUCCGCCAGCUCGAGGAGGUGAUUCGUAUUGAGCCAACCGUAAAAGGCGCUUGGUACACUCUCGGCAUGUGCUUUGAGGAGAUGGGCGAGGAGGAAAAAUCGAUUCAGUGCCGUAUUGUUGGCGCUCAUCUCACCAGCAAUGCCAGCGACGAGUGGAAAUCGCUCGCGCGCCGGAGCCGAGAGCGCGGCCUGUUCCAGCAGUCGAUAUACUGUUUGCAGCAAGCAAUCAAGAAGAAUCGGUACGACAUCGAUGCGGUUUGGGACCGUGCAGUGAUGCUCAAGGAUUCCGGACGUUCACGCGCAGCCGUAGAGUCGUUCCAGGCUAUUUUGAAAAUCCAGCCGUACGACACAGAGGUGCUCUGCGAGCUGAUCCCAUUGCUGGUAUCGCUCGGCGACUAUGACAUGGGCGUCACGAUUCUCGAGAAUAUGCGCCGCGCAAGCAUGAUGAAUGCGCCGUCCGAUGCCAAUUUGGACCCUGCGCUCGUCGAGGACAGCGGCGCGCACUUUUCCUUAAACGAGCUCGUGACGCUCGCAGAUUUGCUCUUGCUCUUGCGCCGCCCGUUUCAAGUAAUUCUCGUAAUCAAGCAAACAGUGCGUUGGCUGCGCGGCGCAGCGCGGGAAGACCGCCCCGGCGACGCACAAAGCGACCUUGAGCUUGACGAUGCGCUGCAAAGCGAUCCAAUGGGCUUGGACCACGAAGUCCGGCUUCGCCUCGGCAAGGCGCGGUUUAUGCUCAAGGAUUUUGACGAGGGUAGGCGCCACUUUAGCAUCCUUGCCGACGAGGCCGAACCCACAGAAAACCCCUUGCUUUUUUUGGAAAUGACCGAGUGCUAUUUUGAGUACCAGCAGUAUGCCGAUGCGCUGGAGUGGUACAGGCUGCUGGUCGACGACGGUUUGGUCGACGACUUGCAGGCGUGGAUGCACAUGGGUGUGUGCUACCAGCAGCUUGAUAUGCCAAGCGAAGCGGCGCAAGUCUACGAGCCGAUAUUGCGCGACCAUCCGGAUAACUUCGACGCGAAGCUUGGCCUCGCCGAGGUGUACGAGGAGCUGGGCGAAAGGGACAAGGCGCUGCAUUUGGUAAAUCAGGUCCUCACUGCACGCAACGGCACCCCGCAAUCGGCCGACGAGCUCAGGCCAGGCCAUUGCGAUGGAGAGGAAGGCGGAGCUUCCCUCUCUUUCUUUGACGAAGCGGCGCCGCCCGGAGGCGCGGGUAUGUCUGCCACUGCACAAGCCACCCCGCGCGUUUCGCGUUCUGGCAUUUCUUUUGCAGACCGCCAGCGGUUGGAGCAGCAGCGCGAAGAGGAGACACGACUUGCAUUGGUCCAGCUCAGUGCAUUGGAGCCGCUCGUCUUUAUCGAUGGGUUGGCGCACCACGACGUUGUGUUUCUCGACGGGCCGCUGGAUGCACCAAGCGAGAGCAGUACGUCGGACGAGGCCGAAAAGCGCCGCUUUGAUGCCACACGGCAGUGGAUGCAAGUCGCAGGUCGUCUUAUUGACGCGUUCCGGUCCAUGCCCCUCUUGUUUCCCAAAGAACGCUACACCAAGUACCGUGGGGUUGUGCGUCCCCGACGUACACGGCGAUCCAAAGGAUCAGACCUGGAUAGUCACGCACAAGACCUGCUUUCGCGCCUGCGCGAUCACCUUGUCGACGAAGCGACGCUGCAAGCGGAAGGCAUGGAAGAGGUUGCGCCCGAGCAGGAUACAUUCCGGACCAUCCACUUUGACGACUGGGUUGCUUUGUUUAUGAAGUACGCCAUCGGGCUUGCAAAGCUUGGAGAGCAUGCCGCUAUCCACGACAUGUUCCGCCAUAUUAUGGUAUCCAACACGGUAUGGCCGUCCGAGAAGCGGAAAAUGUCACUCUACCUGUGCUGGCUUGCGUGUGCAAUGUACGCUCGAGACCACGCACGCGUAUUUGACAUUGUGCGCUGGUUUCCGACCCACUUUCAAUUUCACGACGAGCCACUGCGGCUCAUUGCGAGCAUUGCGAACGCCAUGGGCUUUUACGGCGUGGAUGCGUUUGUGAGUGCGACGAAUACAAAGCAGUACCAACGGCGAAUGCGCACGCACGAAGCGAUUGUCUCCGGCAAGCCUGCCAAGAUAAACACACGUUCAGGGCGCUGGACGAUGGCGUACACCGGGGAGGAUGAGGAGCAGGGCGCAGAGGAGCAAGAGGAUGAGUCGCGCCUUGCUCCGGGCAUCUCUUCCAAGGCCCAGCCACUUCCGACACAGUCCUCGCCGAUUGGCGAGAUGUUUUAUGGGUACCUGAUGCUUUGUGCAAAUAGCUAUCAGCCAGCAAUGGGCUACCUCUUGCGCGCGCUGGCGCUCCAGCCAAACGACCCGCUCUUGUGCCUCUUGUGCAGCGUCGCAUGCCUCAGUCGUGCGACGAACCGCCAAGUGGACAACAGGAAUCACACCAUCAUCCAAGGACUUGGCAUUCUCGCGCAGUACGCAACACUGCGCGGACCGGGGCCUGAAGCCGAGAACGUGCUUGCACUUGCCGAAAAGAGCUUGAACCAGGAGCAUGGGUUUACCAUGGCGCGCGAGGCUGCGUUUAACCUGGCCCACAUUUACGCCAGCAGCGGCUCGCCGCACUUGGCCCAUGCGCUGUACACGCAGUGGCUUAGCUUUACCGACACUUCCAUGACGCCGACGCUGCGUGUUGCGGUGCUGCUUGCUGCGCUCGCGUGCAGUGUGCAGUGCGCACAGUAUUCGCUUUUGCAUCGCGUGCUGGACGUGAAUGAUGGGCAUGCACUGCUUGCUUGGCAGCCGCGUGCGGUGCUCGACUUGCCGAGUGCAGAAGGGGUCUCGUACCAGCCGCUUUCCACACCCGCGUUUGAGAUCGAUACCGACGACGCGCUGUACGAGCUAGCGCUUGUAUCGGGAGAUGCGCGUAUGUUUGAUGCGGAGGCGUGGGCAGAUGUCAAGCGUGGCGUAUCUGGUCCGUCUUUGAUCAGCAAACUUUGUCAAUUCCGGACCUCCAAUACGGAGCCGCUUACGGAUCGGCUCGACGUGUACAUGGCCGAUGCCGAAUUUAGCUCUCCGGUUGGCCUGGCGUAUGGCGUUGAUGCAGUGCGGCCACUCGGUGCGAACGCGUGCCCUGAAUUUGGGGAUGAGCAAACGUUCCUCGGCCAUGCAUUUCAGACACAGAUGCACGUCCAUGCGCCGGCUACGCCAGAAGUUCCCCUGCGCAUGGCGACGCAAAGCAUGCCGACAGCUGUACCUGGCCAGAAAGAAGAGGAGACCAAGAAACCUGUGGAAAACCCACUAAACGACCCUGUUUCGUUCCUGAAAAAGUACUGGAUGUAUCUUCUUCCGAUCGUAGUUUUGAUGAUGCUGCCGGCAGGCGAGGACGUGCCCCAGGGCCUGCAGCGUGCACAGGCGCAGGCACAGGCUGUCCAGGGCCAGGGCCAGGCCAAGGCCAUCGUCACACCCGGCCCUGCCAAGCGCGGCGGCCGCAAGCGUGGAUGA
Messenger RNA from Malassezia vespertilionis, 3927 nucleotides. RefSeq lists its product as uncharacterized. The transcript has 6 exons. The coding region runs from base 1 to 3927 and encodes 1308 amino acids. Gene Ontology annotation, biological process: transcription by RNA polymerase III. Gene Ontology annotation, molecular function: protein binding. Gene Ontology annotation, cellular component: transcription factor TFIIIC complex. The record is from RefSeq and is a predicted model, not a curated record. Lineage: Eukaryota; Fungi; Basidiomycota; Malasseziomycetes; Malasseziales; Malasseziaceae.